Messenger RNA from Blastomyces dermatitidis ER-3, 471 nucleotides. RefSeq lists its product as uncharacterized. Lineage: Eukaryota; Fungi; Ascomycota; Eurotiomycetes; Onygenales; Ajellomycetaceae. The transcript has a single exon. Bases 1 to 471 code for a protein of 156 amino acids. The record is from RefSeq and is a predicted model, not a curated record.
AUGUUAAAUUAUCCGCGUUGUAGAGCAGGGCAAACCAUUGCUUCCUCCUCUGCCCUGGCCUUGAGAUCCGAGCGCGAUAUCACAGCAGGAACUUGCCUGCUCAUUCCUCCUAGCUCAAGGAUAGCCAAAAAAUAUAUCCUCGUCCGAGACGAUGGAAGGGUUCCGAACUUGCAUAACUUACUCCCCGCAAUUCCGCGAAAAAUUUGGGAUCGAGAAAACAAGCUCUUCUUCCGAUGUCUCAUUCAAUUCCUUGUUUCACAACCACUACAGGAUAAAAGUACUGGCGAGCUUUAUGAGACAGACACGUACGUACAUGUAAUGUACAUGCAUACAUUUUAUAUUGGCAGAACCCCUCAGAUGAGGGUGAUGCAAGGACGGCUACCCCGCAUCGAUGACGCUCAGCGUCGUCGUCUAUCAAUGGACAAUACCACAGAUUCAAAUAGGUGUGUUAAAUGCGGUUCCUACUCAUAG